AUGGCCGCCACUCCCGAUCCCGAUGUCCUCAACAUCCCGUUUCCCAACCCACGACUGGCCACGACCGCUCUCAAGGCCAUUCAGGUGGACCCCGAACUCUCUCCACUUGUCAGGCGACAGCUCACCGUUGUCCCGGCGCCGACGCAGGGCCCCAGCCCCAGCGACCACGAUGCGCAGAUCCUCGAGGUUCGCUACACGGCCACCACCAAUCGCAUGCUACGCGUCGCCGUCAAUGGCUUCAUGGAGAGCUUGAAACUUGUGGUGGAGGUCAUGGAGCAGCUAGACACUGACGUCCUCGGCCAACAGCAACAACAUGGCCCCGGACUUUCGAACUGA
Molecule: messenger RNA, 336 nt
Organism: Fusarium keratoplasticum
Lineage: Eukaryota; Fungi; Ascomycota; Sordariomycetes; Hypocreales; Nectriaceae
Exons: 2
Coding region: 1-336 (111 amino acids)
Cellular component (GO): EKC/KEOPS complex
Source: RefSeq, a predicted model, not a curated record